Dendrobium catenatum is the source of this 1661-nucleotide messenger RNA. RefSeq lists its product as uncharacterized. The record is from RefSeq and is a predicted model, not a curated record. NCBI's taxonomy places the organism in Eukaryota, Viridiplantae, Streptophyta, Magnoliopsida, Asparagales, Orchidaceae. The transcript is spliced from 3 exons. Bases 161 to 1267 code for a protein of 368 amino acids.
GUUUCGUAAUUUUCCAAGCUAGACCUUCCUAGCCAGGAGCCAAGAAAGUGAGAGACAGGAAGUGGAAGAAGCCGAAGAAGGUGAAGAACAGAAAGUAGAAAAUUUCCAGGCUUAUCUGUCGAAUUUCGUCUCAGGCGUCGUCGGCCUUAUUAAUUUCUAGAUGGAAGGGAUGAAGGAAGGCACAUCCAACAAAGUUGACAUUAUUCCUCUUCAAAAAGAAUGGGAUGAGGUUUCCUGCCCAAUCUGCAUGGACCAUCCUCAUAAUGCUGUCCUCCUAUUCUGCAGCUCACAUGAGAAUGGCUGCAGAUCGUACAUUUGUGAUACCAGUUAUAGGCACUCAAACUGCCUUGACCAGUUUAAAAAAUCAAGAGUAAAUCAUGAGGAUAGCUCUUCUCUUUCAAGUUCCCUAGUUCAAGAGAACUCAACUGUUGAACAAAAUGAUAAUAGGAUUCAUGAAACCCUGACAUCUUUGUCCUUUUUGACAAGCCCAAGGAUGACAAGGAACUCUAAUGAAAACCUGAACCAUGCAGAAAAUAGUAACAGAAUAAUGGCACAAAUAUCUCAAACAAGUGAAGAAAAUGGCAGCAGCCAGCAAGAUAGAAUUGCAGCAACUCAGGUAGAUGGAACAAUCAACCAUGAUGGACACAAUGUAGGGAACAUAUCAAAGUCUGGCAGCUUGAAGUGCCCCCUUUGUCGAGGAACUGUUUUGGGCUGGAUGAUCGUUAAUGAAGCAAGACAGUACUUGAAUCUUAAACCAAGGAGUUGCUCUCGCGAAUCAUGCUUGUUUACUGGUAACUAUAUGGAGUUGCGACGGCAUGCUAGGAAGGUUCACCCAUCUUCAAGACCUGUUGAUGUAGAUCCAUCAAGACAGAAAGCCUGGCGCCGCUUGGAAAACCAGAGGGAGCAUGGCGACAUCCUCAGUGCCAUAGGAUCUGCCAUGCCAGGUGCAAUUGUGCUUGGGGAUUAUGCUAUCGACAAUGUUGAUCCUCUAUCCCGCGAACGCGAUUUUGGUGGGGUUGGUGGACCAUUGUGGUCCACUUUGUUUUUAUUUCAUAUGAUUAGCAGCAGCCAAUAUGGUACUCUUGAUGGGACAAGAAGAUCUUCAAGACCUUAUGGACACCGUAACCUGUGGGGUGUGAAUCUCCUUGGUCUGCAAGAUGAUUAUGAUGAUGAUGACGUUAGUGACUUAAAUCUAGAUGAUGAUGUCAUGGUUCCAAGGAGGCGCAGGAGGUUCACAAGACCUAGGCGUAAUGAGGAGCAACCAUGAUGAAUGAUGGUGAUUUCUGGUAAUUAGUCUCCAACCAGACUCUGUGAAGAGCCAUGUUGAUAGUGUUGAUAUGUCCGGAAGCUGUUGCAGAGCUCAAGACAUUUGGAAAUUUGGGACAGAGUAGGCUAUGCUCAAUACAAAAAAUUAAAUUUGGUCUGUAGGGUUUUGAUUUAUUAUGCAAGGUACUUUUCAUGAGCCAUCAUACUUGUUAUUGUCAAACUGAGAUAUUUUCAUUGUGUUGAACUUCUUUAUGUAUCUGUAGUCGGUUAAGAUUGAUCCACAGGAUGGGCCAUGCCUGUGCUGCCUUCAUAACCAAGAUGUACAUACCUACUAUUUAAAUUGCAUCACUAGUAGAUAUUCGUCUGUUGCAUUGGUUGCAAUAACAUUUCAGAAA